UUCAGUCUUGUCCCUUGACUGAGGCAGCAAUCUUUUUUUCCUUCCUAGUUUCUUUCUCUUUUGUUAGUUUCUCCCCUUUUACAAUCUUGAUAGGCAUACAUUUCUCUUCUCCAACUUUUCUUCACCUUCACAUCCAACUCAUCCAAGCUUUACAAUAUUCGUGUUUGUUUUCAUUCAUAAUCCCACAGCAAUGGCAUCAAGCUCGAUGACUUCAUCACGUGACUCUAACUCCUACUGGACUCCAAAGCAAAACAAACUAUUUGAGAAGGCACUUGCUGUAUAUGACAAGGACACCCCAGACCGCUGGCAAAAGGUGGCCGCUGCCGUGGGUGAGAAAUCUGCCGAGGAAGUAAGAAGGCACUAUGAGAUCCUUGUUGCGGAUCUCAUGUAUAUUGAAUCUGGUCAAGUCCCUAUACCCAAUUACCGAAGCACUGGGAGUAAUCGAAGAUGAAUUGCUGGUGAGCAAAGGUUCAUGAAGAAUCUAGAGCUCCAAUGAACAAGCAAAGGUUUCUGCUGCAUGUCAGAGGAUCUUUAAAAAUUGGAAAAAAAGAAGAAGAAAGGUAUAAAAAUAUAAAGAAAUCGAGAAUCCUCAACGUGAUUCCCCCCUAUCUUUGGCUCCUUUUAAGUGUGUAUGUUACCGUUGAGUCAGUUUGUUAAUAUAACAAAAGGUUGAACUCUAUAAUUAUUAAGCUUGUAAGUAUUCUACUGUAUUUUCUAGUUUUAAAUAAAAAUACUCAAGUGUUCUGUACUUUG
This is a messenger RNA of Theobroma cacao (cacao), 753 nucleotides long. The record is from RefSeq and is a predicted model, not a curated record. Lineage: Eukaryota; Viridiplantae; Streptophyta; Magnoliopsida; Malvales; Malvaceae.